AUGCAAAAAGUAAUUCGGCGUACGAUACUUGCCGAAAAGCAAGCCGUCCGCCGGCUUGCAAGGCGGCAGCGCAAAAAUGAACUGGACGAGUUCGCUAUUCGACAGGACAGGAUGAGAAUGUGGAAUGGGGAAAACCUAAAACGGGCAAAGGAAAAUAAGGUGGCGCGAAGGGAGGAUUGGGAAUUGAAGGAGUUGGCUCCCAAGAGAGAUGUGGGUUCAAAGGCCGAUAAGUAUGGCAGUAUUGAAUCCCACUUCGUGGAGGAACCAGCUGCGAGGAGGAAAGAAAUCUUGGAGAUACUAGACUUAUGGGGUGGGAAAAAACAUCUAAAUAUUACGGCGGGGGAUAGAGUGGUUGUGAUUCAAGGGCGAGAUAAGGGAAAGAUUGGAAAGGUAGAGAAAGUUGAUAAACAGAGGGCGGAAGUUUAUUGUGAGGGAUUGAACAUGGUCGAUUUCGCAAUACCUGAAUGGAUGAAAUCAGAGGAAGACCAAGACGCCCGUCCCACCCGCUCCCUCCCCCAAGGCAUCUCCUUGAAAAACGUCAAACUAGUAUUUCCCUAUACCGACCCUAUAACCGGCCUGACCCGCGACGUAAUCGCCAAAAAGCUCGCCCACCACAAAAUGUUCCGAGACCGCCACGCCCAAACAGUCAAAUGGCAGCGUAUAAUCCCUGGUGCCGGUGACCGUCCCAAUAUAAUAAUUCCAUGGCCCAAAGCUGAACCUCGAGAGAAGAAGGACUAUGAUUGCGAUACCCUGAGAAUGGAGGUAGAAGAAAAAACAUUCGUGCCCACACUCCUCACACCACCAAUGCCCGCGAGUGUGAUUGAUGAGUUGAGAAAUAAAUAUUCGGUAUUCAGGACGAGACAUGACCCCGAAUACGUAGAGAGAAAAUUAGAAGAAGACAGACAAAACGAAGCAAAAAAGACGACGAUUGCUUCAAUGAGGACGCCAUUGAAGGAACUUAAUAAGAGAGAAAGAGCACUACGAAAAGCAAAGGGCAAGGGUAAGCUUACUCGAGGCAUGUUAUUGAAAAUUGGAGAGGUGAUCUCUCGGAGGAGAGGAACGAUCAUGAGACAGGUGGGUAUUAGCACGGUUGAAAGAGCCGCAACUACAGAGGCUGGGGAAGCUGGCAUUACUUCUCCACCUACAUCUACGUCUACAGAGCCAGUACCAGUGGCCGCUUGA
This is a messenger RNA of Sclerotinia sclerotiorum 1980 UF-70, 1182 nucleotides long. RefSeq lists its product as hypothetical. The record is from RefSeq and is a predicted model, not a curated record. The transcript has 2 exons. Gene Ontology annotation, cellular component: mitochondrion; ribosome. NCBI's taxonomy places the organism in Eukaryota, Fungi, Ascomycota, Leotiomycetes, Helotiales, Sclerotiniaceae. Gene Ontology annotation, biological process: translation. Bases 1 to 1182 code for a protein of 393 amino acids. Gene Ontology annotation, molecular function: RNA binding; structural constituent of ribosome.